AUGAGUAGCAAAGUUGAUGAAUUUUGUGAUAUCUUGGGCUGUGAUUCGAAUACUGCUAAGUCUUUCCUGGACGCAUAUGGUGGUGACCUGGAGGUGGCCGUAAACAUGUUUAUGUCACAUUCAAAUGCGACUGUUUCUCAAGAAUAUCUGCCCCAUACUUCUUCGGUGCACCAACCAGCAAGAUCACCGAAAGCUUUGCGAUCUCGUAAUCAGUCCGCAUUUUCAAGACGCCGUAUCGUCGUUGCUGACGAAAAUGUAGUCCAAAGCGUUGAUUUAACUUCCGAGGAAGGCAGCGAUCAGUCACCGAAACCGUCGUCUAUAACCAAUGAUCACGCCGCUGAACAGGACCCCCGAAAUCAGCAUUCCUCGUCAAGCAAAAAAGAAGACAUUCUCGGUCGUCUUUUUGCUCCACCCUCCCAUAUUCUAUUCAGAGGCAGCCUACGUGAAGCCAUCCAAGCUGCAAGAAAUCAGAAACGUUGGCUUCUGGUGAGCAUUCACGACGAGGCAUGUUUUGAUUGCCACGUUCUCAAUCGGGACGUUUGGAAGGACCACCGAGUAGCCGAUCUCAUAAAAAAUCAUAUGGUUUUCGUCCAGCUUGACGUUAACGCCCCAGACGGGGUGAUGUACAGAAGCCAUUUCUCUUACGUGAACUCGGCAGUACAUAUCGCAAUUAUAAACCCCGUAACUGGUGUUCAAGAGAUGUUCUGGACUCAUCUGAAAACGCCUGAUAUUGUGUUCACUGUUUUGUCAGAUUUCAUUCUAUUGACUGAAUCCCCCAAAGAUCCAGAUGCAACCUCACCGAAGCCCAGCACUUCUACCUCCUCAGUGGCUCGCCUUCGAAGGCUUCGGCGGCGACACGACUCCUCAGAAGAAGAAGACCGAGGCAACUCAAAGCGGCCUCGAUUCUCUGAGGUCUCCAGUCUCACUUCAUAUUUGGCCUCGGUAUCCGUUUCACCCCUGCACGAAGUGAAUCAACCACGGUUCUCAUUCGCUCUCCUCGUAAACUUUCCCUGUGGUGAGAGGAGGAGGAGGAAAGAUGCAACGCACCUCAUUAAAAGCAGAGGUGAAAAAAAGUACCCGGUUGUCGUUGCUGUGCACGCACGUCUUUCCGUAAACUUGAUUGGCCGGGCGCACUGA
Mesocestoides corti is the source of this 1137-nucleotide messenger RNA. The record is from the annotation of a GenBank genome assembly. NCBI's taxonomy places the organism in Eukaryota, Metazoa, Platyhelminthes, Cestoda, Cyclophyllidea, Mesocestoididae.